Lachancea sp. 'fantastica' is the source of this 1407-nucleotide messenger RNA. The record is from the annotation of a GenBank genome assembly. Lineage: Eukaryota; Fungi; Ascomycota; Saccharomycetes; Saccharomycetales; Saccharomycetaceae.
AUGUCUAAAAAUCGCAAGCAAAGCGGUGUUCCUAAUACCCAACAACAGACUGCCCCGGUCCCAAUCACGCAGCCAACGGACUCGUACAUCCCAUCUUUUCUAGCAGCCCAAGUUCCUGAACUAAAGUCCUACAAGCAGCUUUUAGAAGCAGAGAAGAAGAUCGAUCUGUACAUUAGCCGAAAGAAAAUCGAUUUGUUUCAAUCUGUGUCGCAAUGGAACAAUCUCAAGCAAAAUAAUGAGGAAAAACAGUAUCUGCGUAUUUUCGUGUCGAACAUCGCUGAAAGCCAACCUUGGCAAGGCCACGAAGGUGAUUUCCCACCUUCGUGGACGCUUCGAGUAGAGGGUCGAACUUUGGAUUCACAAGACGUCGGUGCACCCGAUAGACCAAAAUUCAGCACAUUUCUGCAAGGCAUUGCAGUGGACUUCAAGGAAAUUCAAAACGGUCAUAAUGCUAGUCCGAGUGAACCAAAUAAACCGGCAGAGGAGUCCGUUCAGCAGCAACCACAACAACCACCACAGCAACCACAACAGAACCAACCAAAUCGGGAGAGCAAUUUGCCGUCGGUUGUGGAGUGGCAUUUCGACCCCGCUAAUCCUGCGGAUUUCGAUGGACUGGAUAUUAAGCGGGAAGGAUCCGAGAAUGUCGAAUGCAAUAUCGUCAUUCAGCCGCGUGGCACUACAGGGGAGUGGAUUCAAUUUUCGCCCCAGCUGUCGUCUAUCAUCGGUACUUCGCGGGGCACACUCCACGAGGCAGUUUACUCGUUGUACAAAUACAUUUUGCUGAACGAUUUGUUGAGUGAUGAAGACCCCGUUGCAACCGCAGCGCCCCAGCCGGCCCAGGGUUCGAACAACAACACGAAUGGUGAAAGAACGAUUGUCAAAAUUGAUAAAUAUCUUGCUGGACUUUUCACAGAAGAGCGCACAAGUAUGAAACUCGCCGAAAUCCCCGCUGUCGUCAACAGACAUGUUUCCCCGCUGCCUCCGGUGCGUAUCGGCUACACAAUUCGCGUUGACAAAGCCUCUACAUACGGUGAGACUGUGCUCGACAUCGAGGUCCCUGCCAAGACAGACGAUGAGGUGACUCGGCAAGGCAUGUCGUUACUGUCGGAGCUGAACCAGCUCAGCACUGCGUUAGAGCCCCAGAUGCAGAGGCUCAAUCAGGAGCUCAAUUUGCUACAACUGCAGCUCAACUCAAGUGCCAACAAGUGUCAGUUUUUCGCAAAACUCGCCGAAAACCCUGUGCCUAUGCUGGAAGAGUACAUCGAAUCGUCAUCCCGGGCUUUGAAAGUGUUGAGCGGCGAUGACGGCUUCAAUGAGGACACUGUGAGACGUGCCAAUUUUUACAAAGAGAAUGAAAACAUGCUUUUUGAAAACCUUGGCGUGCUUCUGUCCAACGGGCGUAUGUGA